AACUCGUGUAUCGCGUCUGGUUUUUAAAAAAGGAUCCCUGAGACAAAAUGUGUGAUGUCGUAUCAACAUGUGUGGUAAUAGUAGUCAGUAUAAUAUUCGGGCUGUAUACCCGCGAAACACAGAGGUACUACAUAACAAGUUGAUCUUACAAAGACAUUUUGAGAAAAGAAGUUGUUUGCUUUAGUGGAUUUGGGACUUGGAAUUUGGAUUGUUGUACAGUGUACAGUAAUGUCGUCACUCAUCCGCUUCACAGAAAACGAGGUGGAUCUGAGCAGCAUGGACACGCCUUCCUACAUCGAGAUCGCCUCCUAUCUGAUCAUAGCUUGUGGAGUUGGCCUUAUUGUAGUGUGCAUUUUGGGAUGCUGUACUGUUACGUGUGUCAAAAGAGUCAAAUGCUGUUUCUUUGCAUAUAUUACUAUAAUGAUAGCAAUUGUGAUCCUGCAGUGUACUGCGGCUGGACUGGCAGUAUCUUACUAUUCGUCGUUUAAGAACCACGGGCAGAACCAUAUGACGAGGACUCUGAAUCAGGAAUACGUUGGGCCAUUUGAAAGAGAGAAUCCUAUAUCAAACACAUGGGAUACUACACAAGCGUCAUUCCACUGCUGUGGCGUGAUGGGACAAAACGACUUCAAAACUCUCCAGAGGUGGGACUCAUCCUGGUCCUCGGAACAGGCAACAAUCCCUGUUUCGUGCUGCCAGCUUACGAAAGACGAGUUUGUAAUUGAUGUAUCCAAAAUUACCAAAAAAGCAGACAUUGAAGAGAAACUUAAAGAUCCAACUUGCCCUGUAACGGGGCAUCAGAGCAACUUUAGGGGUUGCUUUGAAGCUGUGCUGGAAAACAUUCUUUCAAUUCGGAAAUGGCUCAUUGGAACGAGUAUGGCCUUGGCUCUUCUAGAGCUAAUUACAAUUAUUGCUACUGGCUGCCUCUUCCCGAGAAUGCAAGACGUACGUGAUGAGGGACGUCCGUUAAGUAACACUGGACGCAAUAUGUGACGAGAACCAGCCUUCUGUUUGAGAGUCAAUAACGUUAAGUAACACUGGACGCAAUACGUGACGAGAACCAGCCUUCUGUUUGAGAGUCAAUAACGUUAAGUAACACUGGACGCAAUACGUGACGAGAACCAGCCUUCUGUUUGAGAGUCAAUAACGUUAAGUAACACUGGACGCAAUACGUGACGAGAACCAGCCUUCUGUUUGAGAGUCAAUAACGUUAAGUAACACUGGGCUCAAUAUGUGACAAGAACCAGCCUUCUGUUUGAGAGUCGACAAGCCCAGACCGUUUUAAUUCUGUUUUACAGCUCCGCCGACAUGAACGUUCUCGAUUUAGAAUUUUUAAAAUUGAAAAAGUUGCCCUUAUGUAUUGUCAUCAGUACCAUCAAUUUAUCCACUGCACAUGUUAAAUAAAAACAUUAAUACGUUAGCAUUC
Messenger RNA from Gigantopelta aegis, 1426 nucleotides. Its product is annotated as tetraspanin-18-like. The record is from RefSeq and is a predicted model, not a curated record. NCBI's taxonomy places the organism in Eukaryota, Metazoa, Mollusca, Gastropoda, Neomphalida, Peltospiridae. The transcript has 8 exons. Bases 229 to 993 code for a protein of 254 amino acids. Gene Ontology annotation, cellular component: membrane.